GUCGGCGCCGGGGACGUGAAUUCGUGGUUCCCGCCGAAAUGCCGAGCGGAGAAGGUUGCUUAGCUGGGUCUCCAGUCUCUCUUAAUUUCGGCUUCAGAGCUGAUAACCUCCUGAGACAUCCUUAGCCACACGUUUUGCCCAAGAGACAUUUGGAAAACAGUACAAACAAACCAUAGGACUGGACUUCUUUUUGAAAAGGAUAAUAUUGCCAGGAAAUUUGAAUGUUACUCUUCAAGUGUGGGAUGUAGGGGGGCAAACGAUAGGAGGAAAAAUGCUGGAUAAAUAUAUUUAUGGAGCUCAGGGUAUUCUCUUGGUUUAUGAUAUUACCAACGGCCAGAGCUUUGAAAAUUUAGAAGACUGGUAUAAUGUGGUAAAAAAAGUGAAUGAAGAAUCAGAAACACAGCCACUUGUGGCCUUGGUUGGAAAUAAAAUUGACUUGGAGCACAUGCGCACAGUAAAACUUGACAAGCACCAACGAUUUUGUCAGGAAAACAAUUUCAGUAGCCAUUUCGUGUCAGCCAAGACAGGAGAUUCUGUCUUCCUGUGUUUUCAGAGAAUUGCUGCUGACAUACUUGGCAUCAAACUAAACAAAGCAGAAUUGGAACAAUCACAGAGGGUGGUGAAGGCAGAUAUUGUCAACUACAGCCAGGAGCCCGUGACAAGAACCGUUAAUCCUCCUAGAAGCUCCAUGUGCGCAGUUCAAUGACCAUGCUACUCCUCUCUGUUUUGAUACCUUUGGCGGUCCUCCUACCUUGACACAGGCUCUGGGACAGGAACAGGAACUUUGUUUUAACAGCGACCAUCGCAACAAUGCAAUUAGAGGUUUCAAAAAUGUGUUGCACCCCAUUGUACGUUGAGAAGCCGCAGGCAGUUUUUUGACGGGCUGAAAUUCAAACAUAAGACCACACACACCUUGAAAAAUUAAGAACUAUAUUCUUUUAAAUUAUAUUUAAGUAAAGCAGUAUACCUGUGCUUAUAUGUUUCCUCCUAUCUAUUUGACUGAUACGAGAAAAACAACCAGAUGAAGAAGCCCUGUAUUCAAAAUACUUUUAACAGACAUCACCAUAGAAGGGUAUUUUGCCAAAGCAUUUUUAAAAUUUUUUUCUCUUUUUUUUUUUCCUCCUGUGAUCUGAACUAGCACUCAGCAAAAUGUAACUUGGAAAAGCUAUCGCUGGAAUAAUUUUAAGCACAUAAUACAUUUUCUCUAUGGGUAAUUUGGAAAGUAUUCCAUUAAUAUAUAUACAUAGUGCAAAAUGUAUCAGUCGUA
Molecule: messenger RNA, 1267 nt
Organism: Egretta garzetta (little egret)
Lineage: Eukaryota; Metazoa; Chordata; Aves; Pelecaniformes; Ardeidae
Gene: RAB28
Product: RAB28, member RAS oncogene family
Exons: 7
Coding region: 272-706 (144 amino acids)
Cellular component (GO): endosome; Golgi apparatus
Molecular function (GO): GTP binding; GTPase activity
Source: RefSeq, a predicted model, not a curated record